This is a messenger RNA of Symbiodinium natans, 1407 nucleotides long. NCBI's taxonomy places the organism in Eukaryota, Dinophyceae, Suessiales, Symbiodiniaceae. The record is from the annotation of a GenBank genome assembly.
AUGGCCCUGCGCUUCAGCAGCCUCCGAUCUGCGGCGCGGAGGUUGAGGAGCCUACACUUUGUUCCUGGUGGCUCCCAAAAGUUCCUGGAGAAAGCACUGGCCUCCCGGGCAGAUGCACUGAUUAUCGACCUCGAGGACUCUGUGCUCCCAGCAGAGAAAGCUUCGGCAAGGGAAGAGGUCAGCAAGUGGAUGACAUCUACCCAGUGGGGAAGCAAGACCGUCUGCGUGCGGAUCAACCCCAUGGACACGCCACUUUGGGAAGCUGACGUCAGCUCCACCCUCAAAAAGGAUAAGCCGGACAUGCUCGUGGUGCCGAAGGUUUCGAGUCCUGCAGAUCUUGACAAGCUCGGCACAAAGCUGGCAGAGUUGGAGAAGCAGCUGGGCCGGGAGGUUGGGGGCACCACGGUCCUUCCCAUUGUCAGCGAAGUGCCAGAGGCACCCCCGAGGGCCCACGAGAUUGCGCGGCAUCCGCGGGUUGAAGCCGUCACUUGGGGGGCAGAGGACCUGUCUGCUGAACUGGGUGCCAAAAAGCGCCGGGAUGGCUCCGGACAGUACUUGGAAGUUUUCCAGCUGUGCCGCAGCCUCACACUGUUGGCUGCAAAGGGCGCCAAGGUCCAGGCCAUUGAUACGGUCUACACGAACCUGAAAGAUUUGGAGGGACUGAGGGCAGAAAGCGAAACUUCGGCGGAUACUGGCUUCGACGGCAAGCUCACCAUCCACCCGGACCAGAUCGAUGUCGUGAAUGCCGCCUUCUCGCCCAGUAGCCAGGAGGUGGCCGAGGCGACGGAACUCCUGGAGGCGGCGAAGAGCCAGCCUGGAGCUUUCCGCUUCAAGGGACAGAUGGUGGACAUCCCACAUUUCAAGCAGGCCCAGCGCAUCCUGGACCGUGCGGAUUCCACCGGACCUUCGACAGAAGCGGCGCAGAAAGCAGCCUGGCCGGAGGGGCCCUUCCAUGGCAAGUGGCUGGAGGAGCUGACAGAAGGCUUGAUAAUCCAGCACGCUCUCACGCGCACCGUCAGUGAAACUGACAACCUCCUCUUCACAACAAUGACGCUGAACCCAGCGAAACUUCACCUCGACUACGAGUCCGCAAAGGCCACUCAGUUUGGCAAACCCCUCGUCAACAGCAUGUUCACCCUGGCGCUGCUGGUGGGCAUGUCCGUGCUGGAGACAACUCAUGGCACCACAAUUGCCAACCUCGGCUUUGAAGAGGUGGUUUUCCCCAAGCCUGUCUUCUAUGGCGACACAAUCCGGGCCGAAACGGAGGUGAUCCAAAACCGACCGAGCUCUUCCAACCCCUCCCGGGGCAUCGUGACUUUUGAGCACCGAGCCUUCAACCAGAACGGCCAGGUGGUGUGCAAAGCGCGGCGCAACGCCAUGAUGCGCAAGCGGCCUUCCAGCCUUUGA